ACUUUUACAUACUAAAAAUGAUGAAUGAAAAAUUUGAGUCACUUCAAAAUGAUUGCAUUUCGUUGCAAAAUCAACUUGAAGCAGCCAGAGCGAAUCUUGAUAAAUUGAAAGAGCAUGACAGACCUCCAAAAAACACUGAAGAAAUUCUGACAGCCAAGUUGAUCAAAUUGCAAGCAGAGAUGGUUCAUUGUAAUGACAUUUAUUCAAAUACCGAUCUAUUCCUGCCAGAAAAUGAUCCUGGGGUGGUCCUAACACAACUGGAUGAAAAACUAACGAAAUUGACUGCAGAAUCUGAAAUAGUUGAACAGUUGGUGACUGAAAAAUGUUUAAGUUUAGAAAAAGUGACCGAGAAAAAAGAAAAUUUAAUAAUUCAACAAAACCAAAUUCAUGAUGUGAUGCAGAAGAGACUUAAUGAGUUAAAAGAACAUGCAGAAACUGCUUAUGAUAAAGGUGUGUUUGCUAAAAGCUAUGGAAUAGAAUUGUCAAAUCGAAGGACAGCUUGCGAAAAAGAAAGGAAAAAUAUUAAACAACAAAUGUCAUCUUUCCUUUCGAAGCAUUUCCCCAAUGGUGAUUCCACACAACAGUCAUUAUUAACCCAAACUUCAAGGUUUAUCAAACUUGAACAGAUGGUUGAAGAUUUAAUCACGUUAGCGAUCAAUAAGCCUGAAGAUCCAUACCUGAGACUUGGUGCUCAGCAUUCACCGCCCCAUGUUGAACUUUUAUUGAGUUGCUCAAUCGCUGCAAGACACCCAAGUGAUCCAACUAAAAUAAAAAUGAACCAACUUAAUAUUUAAAUUGUUUCUUUAUUAAUCAACAUUGGUGAGAAAGGGUCAAUAUAAAGGUGUGGCCACUACUUUAUGUUAUGAUAUGAAAAUCAGUCAAUAAGUUUUUGACCCAAAGAUGUCACUGUUCUUAUUCCUAAUUCAUAAGUUCUUUUUUUGUAAAAUACUUGGUUUAAAAACAUGGUUGAAUGCAUUUUGAUACAUUUUGUUUUCCCUUCUUUACAACUUUUUAUUUUGUUUAUAAACUUUUACAAAAAUCUGCUUAAUUUCUUCUUUUAAACAAAAAUAUUUUUACCCUUCAUUGAAAACUGGUUUAGUGCAUUUUAUACAAAACUCCCUUUACUCCAAAACAUUCACUUUGUAUACCGAUUUUAUAUCUCAUUCUUCCUAUACUGAAAGCUGCUCAUUUUCUUUGUUUGUACAGAAAUAUUUUUCCACAAAAUUCAAACCGCUGUUUUAUAUACUUACUUUAUAUACUUACAGAUUUAGAUUAAUUUUCGUAACAG
Molecule: messenger RNA, 1288 nt
Organism: Ciona intestinalis (vase tunicate)
Lineage: Eukaryota; Metazoa; Chordata; Ascidiacea; Phlebobranchia; Cionidae
Product: centromere protein K-like
Biological process (GO): kinetochore assembly; mitotic sister chromatid segregation
Cellular component (GO): nucleus
Source: RefSeq, a predicted model, not a curated record